UCACGCUUGUCAUUGUCUUGGCAGCGCUCGAAUUGAGUUUUUGCAAGAGGAAGUGGAUGAUAUUCAUGGAACUAAAGAAAGAAAUCAUCAAAAAACAUGACAAAAGUGCACCGCUGGCCAACUUAGGUGAGGCAGUCGUCUGCGCCAGACUGCAGCAGAAUGACGCCAGCUGAGGACGUUAAAAAUUAUCUCCAAACAUUUAUCCAGGAAAAUAUGGAGAAGCUGCUGGAUGGACAUACCUCCAAGUUUCGUGCUGGUGUUUGGCUGCUUGCUGCUGUCCGUCUUCUCCACCAUCCAAGAACACCAGGAGGUCGCCAACCAAGGCCUCUUCAUCCUGGAGUUCGUGAUGAUCGUGGUUUUCGGGCUGGAAUACUUCAUCAGGAUCUGGGCGGCGGGAUGCUGUUGCCGAUACCGCGGCUGGCAGGGGCGGCUGAGGUUCGCCCGGAAGCCCUUCUGCAUCAUCGACUUCAUCGUGUUCGUGGCGUCGCUGGCGGUGAUCGCGGCGGGCACGCAGGGCAACAUCUUCGCCACCUCGGCCCUGCGCAGCAUGCGCUUCCUGCAGAUCCUGCGCAUGGUGCGCAUGGACCGGCGAGGAGGCACCUGGAAGCUGCUGGGCUCUGUGGUCUACGCUCACAGCAAGGAGCUGAUUACAGCGUGGUACAUCGGCUUCCUGGUGCUCAUCUUCGCCUCCUUCCUGGUCUAUGUGGCCGAGAAGGACAACACCGACUUCAGCAACUACGCAGACUCCCUCUGGUGGGGGAUUAUAACGCUGACCACCAUCGGUUACGGCGACAAGAUCCCUCGCACCUGGCAAGGUCGUCUUCUGGCCGCUGGCUUCGCUCUCUUGGGCGUCUCCUUCUUUGCGCUACCCGCAGGAAUUCUGGGAUCUGGCUUUGCCUUGAAGGUCCAGGAGCAGCACCGGCAGAAGCACUUUGAGAAGAGACGCAUGCCCGCCGCCAACCUCAUACAGGCGGCGUGGCGCCUCUACUCCACAGACGCCAAACACUCGUACCUGACAGCCACCUGGUACUUCUACGACAGCAUGCUGCCUUCCUUCAGAGAACUGACGCUACUGUUCAGUCACCUCCAGCGACAGCGUAACACCAACAAGAAGGUUCUGCACAACUCCUACCACACGCCGCUGUCAGGGCUGCGGCCCUACAGCGCCCCCUACCUGUCGGGGGACAGGAAGGCAGAAGCUCCGUGCAGCAGUAAAAUAGGCUUCCGGGAUCGCAUCAGGAUGAACAAUUCCCGAUCCGCCCAGGCCAUCCGCAGUAAGGCCUCGCCGCAGCCGCCCGCCUCCAACGUGGGGUGCUCCCCCAGCCAGGAGAACGUCCCCGACAACGCCAGCCCCGGGAAGGUGCAGAAGAGCUGGAGCUUUAACGACCGCACGCGCUUCCGCACCUCGCUGCGCCUCAAAGCGCGGCCGCCCGCCGAAGCGGACGGGCUGGGAGAGGACAGCGUGGAGGACAGAGGCUACUGUGAAGUGGCCAUGGAUGAAGUCAUUCCCGCCGUGAAGACGCUCAUCCGGGCCGUCAGGAUUUUGAAGUUCCUGGUGGCCAAGAGGAAGUUCAAGGAGACGCUGCGCCCUUACGACGUGAAGGACGUCAUCGAGCAGUACUCGGCGGGACACCUGGACAUGCUGGGACGCAUCAAGAGCUUGCAGAUGCGAGUGGACCAGAUCAUCGGGCGAGGGGCCGUUCAGCCCGACAAGAAAGUGCGGCCAGAAAAGGGCGAGAAAACGCCGCCAGAGCUGGACUCUCUGGACGAGCUCAGCAUGAUGGGACGUGUGGUUAAGGUGGAGAAACAGAUUCAGUCCAUUGAGAACAAGCUGGACCUCCUGCUCAGCUUCUACUCACAGUGCCUGAAGAAAGGCUCCUCCCACCUCACCUUGUCCACCCUGCUGGACCCGGACCUUACCUCAGACUACCACAGCCCCACGGACCAAAGAGACCUCUUCCCGUCCGCCAACACGCUCAACAACAUCUCCCAGUCGGAGAGCUGCAACUUGGAGUCGCAGUCGCUCCUCAUGUGACUGCUACAGCCAAGGGCCACUAGAGGACUCCACCGGACCACCUUUUGGUCCUGCAGAGGAGGAGGAAGACAGAAAAGGGGGACAAACUAUUUGACACAGACGUCAUUCUGGUCCCUCAGCGUGCAGAAGAAAGUCACAAUUCGGUGCGUGACCUCCUCCAAGGUGUUUUUUUUUUUUUUUCACACGAAUGGACAGACGUUGGCUGGAAAAAAUCUCCAUGUUUGCUCGGUGCACGCUGGAGCGCGCCUCCGUGUUUACGUGCUAGCGUCGUUACACUUGGAAAGAGGUAACGCUGAAAGAAGAAGAAGAAGAAGAAUGCAGCGUAUUGCAUGACUUAGAAGCAAUGAUCUGUGUGCCUUCUGCUAACAGACACCGCCAUCAUUUAGAUUUGAAUACUGUAAAUAUCUUCAUUUGAGCGUGUCAACAACACCCGGGAGAGUGGAUGAAGUGUCUCGUUCGAAGAGACACGCUGACCCACCCGCCGCUUUAUUAGGAACACCUGCACAAUCCGCGAUAAAAGCCAAAAUUAUUGGAGGUAUUUAUUUGACCGUGUUUAUGAUUAUUGUGCUGCAAUACUGUUAAUGAUCAUUUUAAAUAGUUCUAUUCCAAGUUAAAAAAG
Molecule: messenger RNA, 2654 nt
Organism: Entelurus aequoreus (snake pipefish)
Lineage: Eukaryota; Metazoa; Chordata; Actinopteri; Syngnathiformes; Syngnathidae
Product: potassium voltage-gated channel subfamily KQT member 4
Exons: 16
Coding region: 230-2035 (601 amino acids)
Biological process (GO): potassium ion transport; transmembrane transport
Cellular component (GO): membrane
Molecular function (GO): voltage-gated potassium channel activity
Source: RefSeq, a predicted model, not a curated record